GAAUAUACUUCCUUGCCUCCCUAGAUAAAUACAGCCUUGAACAUGAAUUUGGGCAACCCACUCCUAAUUACAUUCCUAAUUAUCUUGUUCAGCUUGGAAGCUUAAACUAAAGAUCACAGCUCAGAAGGGGCAGUUUUCUCAGUGAAGAGAAGAAAGAAGUAGACUUCUUCAAGGAUCUGUGUUUAGACCAAUAUUUUUAAUCUACUCAUUAAAGAUAAGGGUUCUGUAUCCAUGAAUGACAAGGUUCACGUUCAUUUGGGAAGCCAAAUUAUUCUUUCCGGACCCAGACACACUUACAGACCACCUCAUUUAAGGUGGACAAAGGACUCUGCAUUUAUUGCAGAGUAUAUAGAUAAUGAUACUGAUAUAACAAAAAAUCAACCAGAACCAAACAAAUAUCAGUUAUUUCUUAAUGGAAGUCUGAAAAUAAAUAGAUUGAAGAAAAUAGAUGCUGGAAAUUACAAAUUAGAAGCAUUUGAGGAAGAUGGCAUACAUUUAUUUGAUGGAUUAAUUACUUUGCAAGUUGAUGAUCUUCAACCAAAACUUACUGAGCUUUGUUCCCAAAGAACAUUGGCAUGUGAGGUGCAAGCUUCUGAAGAACCAAAACCCAGAUUUAAAUUGUUUCAAGAUACUAAAGAAAUUAAAAUCUUUGAACAGCCAAUAUAUGAAAAUGUGACAUGGAAGCUGACAUUGCAAUUAAAAGUCCUUUCUGGAAAAUUCAGAUGUGAGAUUGAUAUUAAUUCUGAGAAGAAUCAUACUGAGAAACAAAUAACAUGUCCGGCAGGAGAUUCCCUUAAUUUGGGACUUAUUUUCUUCAUCCUGAUCAUCAUGGGAAGUGUAGUCAUAAUGAUCAUCUUUUUGGCUCUGGUUAUUUACUGCAUCAGAAGGAAGAAAGCAAAAAGAUAUGAAAGGGAAGCUGAGGAGUACGCCCUGCAACUCCAGAUUAAAAAUCAUAUGAAACAAAGGAAACUUCCUGAGAUUCCUGUUUCUUCUGGCUCUAAUCCACCACCUCAAAAAAGCAUGUCUCCCCCACCCCCUUCUGAAUUGAAACAACAGACUGGUUCUUCCAAAUCAUGCCCUCAUCCGAAACCACCCCGGCGGGUAAAAGAAAGACCUUAGGUAUUUUUGUGUUGCAUACUUACCUCUGAGGAAGUACUUUUGCUUUCCAUAUUACCAUUGCGAUUUCUGUGAACUCAUGAUUAGCCAGCCGACUCUGAGUAGGCUUAAAGUGUGGCUGUUAGAUUAGUUAAGAACCAAAACCAGGAAAUCAGAAGAUUCAGAGUAACUUAUUAUUCCCGCACAAAAAGCUAUAUAGGUCUUCAUGACUACUGAUAGAAUAGAUUUGACCUAGUUUAAUGAUUGUAUGACUGCUGUUGUUUUCAAACAAUUUAAAUAUUUUUCUGUAUGGCUUAUUGUUUUGUAUUUUGUUCCUAAUCAUUAUAUAUGUAUAUAUUAAUGUUUUUACUAUAUCUUUGUAGCUUUGCAAUAUAUUUUUGUAAGAAUUUAAAGCAAUAAAAAGAAGAAAUUUGAAUAGAAAUAAGACCAGAAUAUGCACUUAUGAAAAUGGAUAUGUUUUUCAAUGAGAAAAGUCUACUAGAAAAUUGAGGACAUUACUGAUACAGUCCCUGCCAAAUGAAAAGUUUAUGACUAUUGAUAUGUGCUGUUUUGAAGAAAUGGACGUAAAAUUUUUUUCUCGGGAUGAGGUAGGAAUAUUGAUGCUUUUUUAAAAAAACAAACAUUAAGUUUCAAAAAAAGAUAAAAUAUAAAUUAACAAAAAGAAAGAAGAUUAAAAGAAGCAGUAAGGGAUCAAAAAAAAAAACCCUAGAAAAAUUAGAAAGUGACAAGUGGAAAAAAUACUGAAAAAUGACUUCCAAUUUUUUUUUUGUACCUGUGUUGAGGAACAUUGUUUAGGAAUGUGGAUAUUUUUUUAAAAAAAAGAAUUAUCUACUUUUUCAUUACAAAAAUAAAAUGAUUUUCCCAUUUCCAAGGUGGUCACACAGAGAAAUUUGAAAGUUCACCUGCAGAUCAGAGUUAUAUCUAAACAUUAAAAAAAUGCUUAAUAUCAAUUAUAAUUACCAAACAAGCCAGAUUCAAACUGCAGAGAAAAAGAUGGCUUGUUUUUAAUAAAAUAAAUAAGAUCCACAAUUUGUGUUUUAUAUUUUAUAUGAAACUGUAGUCAAUGAAAUAUAGAAGUUCAGACUUCAAGCCACUUUGCAGCUGCACAGUAGGAGAGGGAGAGAAACAAGUGCAAAAUACAUUGUUAGUCUUACUCUUUGUACAUUAAACUAUAGCUUAGCACAGAGUCAGCAGGGGUGCUCCCCAUCUUUGCCUUUCCCAAGAGUUUAUUGAUCAACUUGGGCAGUAUCACCAAGCCCUUUAUCAAAAAAUCCUUGGGAAUCCCAUGUUCGGCCAUGGGAACCUUGUGAUCUGAAGCAUGAUGAAUGGAGUACAGGAGACAAGCCACUUGUGCAAAUGUCACUGUACAUGAAAUUAAUGGUGGGAAUGGACGCUCUUGCUCUAUUCUUUGCUCUUAUUGUGAGUUUUGCUCAAUUUAUAUAUUUCACUUUUGUAUUCAUAGUUCGUCUUCUAGAGACACUUAAUCAAAAGCAUCUUCAGUUAGAAUCUGAAAAAUAAAAUAAACAAUAAUAAGAAGAGUAUGAACAAAAGACAAUUGUAAAAUAUAUUUAUUUCAAACAUUCAUUUCCUGUUUUUCAACUUAAAAAGCAUUUGGAGUAGGCUGAUAAUUUGAAAGAGAAUUAAACAUGCAGCUAAUAUUAAACAAAAAAUACCAGUUUAUCAUAAAGGUGAUAAAGGAAGCAUUUUCACAAAGUCUCUGAGCUUCUUAGUCACAAGAACAAAAGCUUUGCUAUAAAUGUUCAGCAACAUUUUUCACAGGAAACUAUUGAACUUCCUUUCAGCCUGUGGUUCAGUGU
Messenger RNA from Crotalus tigris (Tiger rattlesnake), 2933 nucleotides. RefSeq names its product CD2 molecule (gene CD2). The transcript is spliced from 6 exons. Bases 232 to 1119 code for a protein of 295 amino acids. Lineage: Eukaryota; Metazoa; Chordata; Lepidosauria; Squamata; Viperidae. The record is from RefSeq and is a predicted model, not a curated record.